AUUUGAUGACCUUGGAGCGCUGAACCAAUCGCCUCAAUCGUCCUUCGACUAGUUACGAUCAAACCUACAGAGAAUUUCUAUAUGAAUAUUUCCAUUUCUCUCCGCCAUCUCUCUACAUCUUUUAAAGGAGGAAUUUUCAUAAUCUUAGUAUCAAAGAAAUGGCCAACUUAGCUUUAUGUCGUAUGGUUCGAAGUGCGUCCGUUCUUUCACGAUUAUCUAUAAAAAACAACAUUUUUGUAUCGCCGAAAGCUCACGGGUUUUUAAGACAAGUUGAGUCAGCCUCCCCUUUUUCAACUUCCUUGCAGCACCCAUUGAGAGCAUCUUCCGGGGCACUGUCCCAUUAUUCACGAAAGGUGCUCUCCGAGCUACCAACAUCAUCACUUUUACAAUGCCGUGCAUCAAGCACACACGGAGAUCACGUGCGAUUGUGGCAAAUUGAGCGGAUUGUCUCGGCUGCAUUUAUUGUCUUGCUGCCGGCGUGUAUUAUGUUAGAAAAUUCAGUGGUCGAUGCCCUUUUUGCGACGCUGGUUGUUAUGCACGCUCAUUGGGGUCUCGAGGCAGUAGUUUUGGAUUAUAUACGUCCCAGCAUAUUUGGUAGUAUUUUACCCAAAGUCGCCUUUGGCACGCUUUACCUUGUCUCAGCAUUAACAUUCGUUGGUCUUCUUGCCUUGAUUUAUAACGGACCUGGUAUUGGAAAAACAGUAAAGAACUUGUGGUCUAUCGGCAGCGAGCCUUCAACCAAAAAAGCAUAAAAGCGAUAAUUCAACUUACGAAUUUGCGCUUUAAUAUUUAUUACUUAAAAUUUGUUCAGUGACUAUACAGGCAUACGCUGAAUAGCAAUAAUAAAUGAAGGACCUUUAGUUUCAAGAAAA
Molecule: messenger RNA, 872 nt
Organism: Venturia canescens
Lineage: Eukaryota; Metazoa; Arthropoda; Insecta; Hymenoptera; Ichneumonidae
Gene: SdhD
Product: succinate dehydrogenase, subunit D
Exons: 5
Coding region: 159-752 (197 amino acids)
Biological process (GO): tricarboxylic acid cycle; mitochondrial electron transport, succinate to ubiquinone
Cellular component (GO): membrane; mitochondrial envelope
Molecular function (GO): succinate dehydrogenase (quinone) activity; heme binding; ubiquinone binding
Source: RefSeq, a predicted model, not a curated record